This is a messenger RNA of Trematomus bernacchii (emerald rockcod), 1559 nucleotides long. RefSeq names its product UBX domain protein 2A (gene ubxn2a). The transcript has 7 exons. The coding region runs from base 116 to 847 and encodes 243 amino acids. Gene Ontology annotation, molecular function: ubiquitin binding. Gene Ontology annotation, biological process: autophagosome assembly; Golgi organization; proteasome-mediated ubiquitin-dependent protein catabolic process. The record is from RefSeq and is a predicted model, not a curated record. Lineage: Eukaryota; Metazoa; Chordata; Actinopteri; Perciformes; Nototheniidae. Gene Ontology annotation, cellular component: nucleus; cytosol.
CACAAGUUGCUCGGCAGCAGAAGAGCCACUGAAGGAAUGGCUGGCUGCAGAUGUGUAGCCCGGGAUUAACCGACAAAACACAGACUGAUGGAAAACACACAGAGGCCUGAAAGAGAUGGACACUGUGGGGGAUGAGAAAGAUGAAAAUUGUGAAGAAAAUGAAGAGGGGGCUCCAAUGAGGCGUACCUUCUCGGUAGAAGACCUCCUUGAUGAGGUGGAGAAGAUCUGUUACGAUGCCUCAGGGACGUCAAAGGUGGAAAUGGUGGUGAGGCUAUGGAAGGAUGGCUUCACUGUUAAUGAUGAGGAGUUUCGCAGCUACUCCAUACCAAAGAAUCAAGACUUCCUGGAUUCCAUCAAAAGGGGGGAGCUUCCGGCAGAGUGGGGGAGCAGAGCAGAGGAGGAGGAGCUGGAGAUCAGUGUGGAGGACCUGACGGAGGAAAAUUAUGUCCCCAGGAAAAAGGCCUUUCAUCCCUUCAGCGGCCGAGGAUACCGACUCGGCAGUGUUGCACCCAGAGUACUGGUCAGGUCACCAUCUGUGCAAGAGGAUGGAGAAUCUCCUCCUAUUCCCAUGGUAACACUAGACCACACCCUUCCUGUUACCUCCCUGCAGAUCUGGUUGGCUGACGGCAGGAGAUUGGUGCAGAGGUUCAACCUAUCGCACCGGAUAACUGAUGUUCAUGAUUUUGUGGCACGCUGCCAGAGGAGAUGCCCACCUUUUGUCCUGACAACAUCAGUUCCUAUCCGUGAGCUGGGCGACAAGGAAUUGAGUCUUGAAGAGGCCGAUUUGUCCAACGCUGUCAUCGUCCAGAGACCCCUAAACACACAGUCUCCGUUUGGACACUCCUGACUACAAAGACCCCUGUAACACUAAACCCCUAUACCUAAAUCUCACCUACUCCGAUUGCAGUCUCACGGCCUCCUAUAACUUAUAAUGUGUCUUUAUUCUGCAGUGUGUGCUGCUUUUGAUGAUUUUACAGUAUAUUAAUCUACCUGCGGGAGAGCAUAAUGUAGAUAUGUUCAGUUCUUCACCAUCACAGGUGCUGAAGUGCUGCUGUCAAGGCUUACUUUGUCUUCUCCCUCUGGAGGACAGUGUUUACCUGCCAACAGAUAUCCCAAAACUCCCAAACUCCAGAAAAGCAAAGUCUGGCGCCCGUGCAGAUGGUCAACCAUGUGUAUCCAUCUGUUGGUCUUCCGCAUGUACCCCUCCCUUCUUCCUUAAAACACAAACACACACACAAUACCACCACCAGCACCAACAACCAACUCUUUAAAGUCUUCCCCAACUGCACUAUUUGAAAAUGUAGAGGCUGAUAUAUCAAUGUGUAUCUCUGAGUUUACAAUUAUAUUUAUCGAACAUAUGAUGUUUUGUUUGCACAUUGUUAAUAUUAAUAAUAUAUUAUAACAAAAAAGGGAUGAUAUGACUUAAAAUAUUGUGCAAUUUUUGUGUGAAAAUGUGCCUUCUUUGGGGGCGGUUUAUUUCUGAAUGUAUGAUGUAUUGUUUUAUUUGACUGCAUCCUUUCGAGACAUAUCAAGGAACAAUAAAAAUACUCCUCAAAGUU